AUGAUGAAAGUUGUGGGCUUAAUAAGUAGACGAGACUUCCAUGUUUCUCGUAGGAUUUUGAAUUCGUUUGAAUCGGUUCAUAUCAGUGAUACCAAUAGGUAUAAGAAAUUGUUAAUUGAAAGAGGUAAUUUUACAGAUCAACAGGCCAAUACUAUAGUAGAUUUGAUGACAGAUGCUAUGAAAGGUGGUAUUAAUCAUGUUGCUCAGGAUCUGGCAAAACGUGAGAAAUUAACACAGCUUACUUAUCAGCAAAGGGUUGAUUUUGCCAAAUUGAGAGAUCAAUUGUUGUCGUCAGAUAAAACAGAAUUUAAUAAUAUACAAAAUGAAUAUGAAAGAUUACGUACUGAUCUUGAGAAACUGAGGAACAAAUUGAGAGAGGAAAUCUCAAAGGCUAAUGCUGGUUUUAAAUUAGACUUGUCACUAGAGAAGGGUAGAAUUCGUGAAGAAAGCAGUCAUCAUGACAUUCAAAUUAAGCAGAUAGACACAAGAAUUGAUGAAGAAAUUGUAAAUAUGAAAAUCCAAAUCGAUUCUGUUAAAACACAAGUCAUGCAAUGGCUAUUUGGUGUCUGUACAGGUACAUUCGCUUUAGUGUUAGCAUACGUUAGAUUAAUUUCCUAG
Molecule: messenger RNA, 618 nt
Organism: Vanderwaltozyma polyspora DSM 70294
Lineage: Eukaryota; Fungi; Ascomycota; Saccharomycetes; Saccharomycetales; Saccharomycetaceae
Gene: FMP32
Product: Fmp32p
Exons: 1
Coding region: 1-618 (205 amino acids)
Cellular component (GO): mitochondrion
Source: RefSeq, a predicted model, not a curated record